UCCACCUGAUUGGAUGCUGGUCAUGACGUAGGCGAGUGGGCGUGUUAGUAGUCACGGCCAUAUUUAUUAUUAUAGUUGGGCAGUCCAACAAGGGUAAAGUUACAUAUCCAACGCGACAGGUUGAUUCUAGCAAGAAGGCUGAACCGCCAUAUACUGGGUUACAGGAGAGAGCAGUCAUGUCAUCUCCAGAAAUUGCGUCUCUGUCCUGGGGCCACAUAAAGGUCAAAGGUUGUGCCUCUUCCUACAAAGACUGCAAGGUGUGGCCAGGUGGCAGUCGGGAAUGGGACUGGAGAGAGACUGGGACAGAUCAUUAUCCAGGUGUCCAGCCAGCCGACCUGGAGGAAAUCCUGAGGAAAGGAGUUCAGACGCUGGUCAUAGGAAGAGGAAUGAGUGAAGCAUUACAGGUGCCUCCCUCCACAGUGGAACAUGUGAAGAAACAGGGUGUGGAUGUGAAGGUACUGCAGACUGAGAAGGCUGUGAGAGAGUACAACAUCCUUGCAGGACAGGGGGCUAAAGUGGGAGGAGUUUUCCAUUCCACUUGCUGAAGAUGCCGAGCCAACUGUACGGUGCCUUACAUCUCAGCUGUUAAAAAAACGUUCAAAAUCUAAAGCAUUGCACUAACCUUUGUUAUUUGGUUGCCAUGAAAAUGUUGUUAAAAUAUUCUUCAGUUCUUUACAAAUUACAGAAUUUACGACAAACAAAAGACAAACUUUUAUUACAUGGAAAAACUA
Messenger RNA from Pangasianodon hypophthalmus (striped catfish), 731 nucleotides. It is a transcript of the gene aamdc, whose product is annotated as adipogenesis associated, Mth938 domain containing. The record is from RefSeq and is a predicted model, not a curated record. Bases 177 to 545 code for a protein of 122 amino acids. NCBI's taxonomy places the organism in Eukaryota, Metazoa, Chordata, Actinopteri, Siluriformes, Pangasiidae. Gene Ontology annotation, biological process: positive regulation of fat cell differentiation. Gene Ontology annotation, cellular component: cytoplasm. The transcript has 4 exons.